GUCGAGUUGUCUCGAGAGAAACAUCCAUCGACAAAAGGAGCCAAGUCAUAAGGACACCUGACGCCGGCAUGUCGUUCAGCAGCUUCUACUCGGUGGUGAACGCCAUCAAAGACAAGUCGGCGGAGGCCAUGACGACGCUGAGCUCCGACUUACAGGACUUCAAAGCCAUCGUUCAGGAGGACGUAGCCGAACUGAGUAAGAACGUGCGUCAGAACAUGCAGGAAGGACGGCUCAGCGUCGACCGGAAUGACGAGGAGGAGGACGAGGAGUCCAAGCAGGACCAGGACGAUGAGAAACAGGACAAACCUAAAGAUCCCACGCAGUCUGCAACAGAGGAGAAGGUUGAGGACGAAGACCCGCUGACGUCGCUCAAGAACUCGAUCUUCUCCUUCGACAUGACCAGUUCACUGAACUCAGUGGGCAGCUCUGUUCAAGGUUCACUUUCUUCAGUACAGGGAUCACUGUCCUCAGUGGGCACUAAGUUGACGUCGCUAGACGUCGGCUCCAGUCUCGGUUCCCUCGAAGCCAUGGGCUCCAAGCUUCUCAACUCUGCAGACGAGUUCCUGGGUACGCUGGCAGGAGAUGCCGCGUAUGAGAACGACGAGGAGCUUAGUGAAAGCGAGCUUAGUGCCAGACGGUUCCGACUGCUAGCACUACAGGAGGACUCGGAGACAUACGUCGAGCCGCCGCUGGACGUCGAGACCUUUGAAAAGUGGAAACUCACUACGUCUGCUGAGGAGCUGGAAGAGAUUCAGAAGGAGGUAUUGGAGAACUACCCGACGGUUGGAGCAAAGUUCACAGAGCUGGUACCGUCCGUGGUAGAGGCUGACGUGUUCUGGGCGCACUACAUCUACAAGGCUUCGCUGCUGGCGGCGCAAGAGCAGCGCGGUGCCGACCUGCUUGAACAUGCUUUGAACGAUGACGAGGAAGAGAUUGGCUGGGACGUGGACUCGCCCAAGGCCAAGGACGACGAGGGCAAGCCUAUUUUCCCUGAUGACGAGUCGAAGGAGGAGGAAGGCAAGGCGCCAGCUCCUGUUACUGCCACGAACGGCCCGACAUCAUCCAGCGAUGGUGAAAGCUGGAUCGAACUGGACGAGCGGAAGGAGUCGAACUCGCCGGGUGCGUCGUCGAGUCUUAAGGAGCCAACGACUGCCCUGACCGACUUGAAACUAGAUGAAGGAGAUGAAGCUGCCGAGGAGGACUCGCUGGACUGGGGUGACGAUGACGAUCUGUCAGUGCCGGAGGCGACUACUGCUGCUACGUCAGAUGCCAAGGCCCCCGAGGCUACCCCAGCAACCCACGAGGAUGCCAACAAGCGCGGGGAAGACUGGGGCGAGUGGGACUAAGUUAAGUAGCUGUCCGCACAUACUUCAUCGAUCCUACCAACACUUUUUUACUACGCUGUCGCGGCAGCUUCUAUAUGCUUAUUGAGCUUCAUGCUUCAAAUCUUUGAACUAUUGCUUGCGUUUGUCAUUUCUGCA
Phytophthora nicotianae INRA-310 is the source of this 1481-nucleotide messenger RNA. RefSeq lists its product as hypothetical. The record is from RefSeq and is a predicted model, not a curated record. Gene Ontology annotation, cellular component: cytoplasm. NCBI's taxonomy places the organism in Eukaryota, Oomycota, Peronosporomycetes, Peronosporales, Peronosporaceae. The transcript is spliced from 2 exons. Bases 69 to 1346 code for a protein of 425 amino acids.